AUGGAGAAGAAGUAUGAGGGGACAACAAAGGCAAAAAGGGCACAGCUGCAAGCACUUCAAGGCGAUUUCAAAACUUUACACAUGAAAUCUAAAGAAUCGAUGACAGAUUACUUCUCCAGGACGAUGACAAUUGCAAAUAAGAUGAGAAUCCAUGGCAAUAAAAUUACAGAUGUCACUAUCAUUGAGAAGAUUCUUCGUUCGAUGACAAUUAAAUUCAACUAUGUUGUUUGUUCAAUUGAGGAAUCUAAAGACACUAACAGUAUGUUCAUUAAUGAAUUGCAGAGUUCUUUGUUGGUUCAUGAACAGAAAAUGAAUCAACAGGACAAGGAGGAGCAAGAAUUACAAGCCUCGACAUCAAAAGGAGGAGGUCAAGGACGAGGAAGAGGCAAAGGUGGCAAUGAUGGCAGACACUCAAAUCAGAAAUCUAAAGAUUAUGAUUCUCAAGGGAAAGGAAAAGGCCAUGACAACAACAACAGUCAUUUAACACCUUCAAAUUCAAAGUCAGCAGACAAAUCAAGAGUUGAAUAG
Malania oleifera is the source of this 528-nucleotide messenger RNA. RefSeq lists its product as uncharacterized. The transcript has a single exon. Lineage: Eukaryota; Viridiplantae; Streptophyta; Magnoliopsida; Santalales; Ximeniaceae. Bases 1 to 528 code for a protein of 175 amino acids. The record is from RefSeq and is a predicted model, not a curated record.